Harmonia axyridis is the source of this 5054-nucleotide messenger RNA. RefSeq names its product RING finger protein unkempt (gene unk). The record is from RefSeq and is a predicted model, not a curated record. The coding region runs from base 93 to 2273 and encodes 726 amino acids. NCBI's taxonomy places the organism in Eukaryota, Metazoa, Arthropoda, Insecta, Coleoptera, Coccinellidae. The transcript has 9 exons. Gene Ontology annotation, molecular function: metal ion binding.
UCUGCACAAAUCACGUGAGGGCAGAUAUUCAUUUUUAUUGGCUCUUAGCGAGCGUGCCCUGCGCCGAAGAUGUGCGCGUCAGUAAAUACAAAAUGCCGUCAGAGUCUAAGCCUUUGUUGACAGCUCAGACAGAAAAGCCAAAUCAUUAUUCCUAUUUGAAGGAAUUUCGAGUAGAGCAAUGUACGCUUUUCUUACAACACAAAUGUACACAACACAGACCGUUCACCUGUUUUCAUUGGCAUUUUAUGAAUCAAAGAAGGCGACGUCCAGUCAGACGUAGAGAUGGAACCUUUAAUUAUAGUGCGGACAAUUAUUGCACAAAAUAUGAUGAAACUACUGGCAUUUGUCCCGAUGGAGACGAAUGUCCAUUUCUACACCGGACAGCUGGUGAUACAGAGCGUAGAUAUCAUCUUAGGUAUUAUAAAACUUGUAUGUGUGUACAUGACACAGAUUCCAGAGGUUAUUGUGUAAAGAAUGGUUUACAUUGUGCAUUUGCCCAUGGAAGUCAUGAUCACCGACCUCCAGUAUAUGACAUUAAAGAAAUUUCAGCAUUGGAAGCAGCAGAAGCUGAAGGAACUGGUUCUUCUAAUGGCCCGAAUGCUUUAGAUAAAGAAAGAAAUCUAAUGAAUGAAGAUCCUAAAUGGCAAGGUAUUCUAGAUACAAAUUAUGUAUUGGCGAACUACAAAACUGAGCCAUGUAAAAGGCCACCUAGGUUAUGCAGGCAGGGAUAUGCUUGUCCCCAGUAUCACAAUAAUAAAGAUAAACGAAGAAGUCCUCGGAAAUUCAAAUAUAGAUCAACACCAUGUCCUAAUGUCAAACAUGGUGAAGAAUGGGGUGAACCCAGUAAUUGUGAAGCGGGAGAUUUAUGUCCUUAUUGUCACACUAGAACAGAACAACAAUUUCAUCCAGAGAUUUAUAAAAGUACCAAAUGUAACGACGUACAACAGUCAGGAUAUUGUCCAAGAGGCGUCUUUUGCGCAUUCGCUCAUGUAGAACAAGAAUUAGGAGUUCAAAGGGAAACGUCAGAUCCAGGUACAAACUUUGCAGAAAUACUUUCAAAUGCUCUUCCUUCAAGUCUUGGAAAUAAAGAGAAAAACAGUGAUAGUUCGAUCAUUUUAUUCCAGAAUGGUAGUAGUGAAGUAAGCGAAUCAGCUUCCACUUCAUCACUGGGUUCGAACAGCUCUCAUAGCAAAGCACCUGGCGCCCAAUUAGCACAUAAAUCUAUACCUUUUCAUAGGCAUCCUUCGAUGGGAUUAGAAUUGAAUAACAAAUUGGUAGCUCUAGAAAAAGAUCAUACUUUAGAUUCACUAGAAAGGGAACAGAGAAAAUUAUAUUUCGCAUAUGGAGGUUUAGGAACAAAUUUUUACAGCAACGAUACAGUGGAGAGUGUUGUCGGAAACGCGUUAGACGAUCUGAAUUUAGAGGAUUCCCUGAACUUAUCCGGGGCCUUGGAUAGGGACAACGAUUCUCCAUCAGUCUCGAAUUCGUUAUCAGUGGGACUUGCUUCGGCUGUUCUUGGUAGUUCGGCACCUGUGAAUAUACCUGGUGCCAAUCGUUCUGGUUUAGGAAACUUCAGUCCCAAUAGUAGCCCAUUGCAACAAUUGCAAUCUAGUUUUCUUCCGAGCAGGUUUGCUCAGCAGGAUCCAAUAGAUUUCUUGAAUCAUUCCGGAAUGCAGUUGAGUAAUAGUGCUUCUAAAAUGAAUUUUUCGAAUUUUUUGGAUUUUGGAGCUAGGAGCAUUUCGCCAAACUCAAGAAACCAUAACAAUUUUAACAUGUCGCCCAGUGUGAAUAGUCAUAACGUGUCAAGUUACGAAGUUAGCCGUUUAAGAGAAGAAUUAGGCACUACUAGACUCCAAUUGUCACAAUGGGAAGAGAGGUUAGGCCAGGCAAGAACGGCUUGCGAAGCAUGGCAGAGAGAAGCCGAGGAAUCGUCUAGAAAAUUGAAAGAGGCAAUGAACGAUUACAGUAAUCUGAAGCAGGAAUAUGAGAGUCUACAAGGGGGCCCGCAUCUGCGUAGCAUAGCUAAGCUGUCCGAACUUAGCAAAUUAUCUUUGGGUGAUUUGAAAAAGAUACAUGCUCAACUGAAGAAUGAUUUGGAUGAAGUAGAAAAAGUAUUAUAUAGAGAAACAGCAUCUAAGUGUAUGGUCUGUGAGGAAAGGAAUAGAACUGUUACUUUAAAUUGCAAUCAUUUUGUUUUAUGUAGUGUUUGUGCGCUUACACAAAGCGAAUGUCCAUAUUGUCAGACACCAAUAGAUCUGACGAGUAAUAUGUGAAGAGACUUUGAUUAGGCUUACAUAUGGAAACAUUCUGUCAAAUCUAUUAUUAAAUUAUAACACAUCAACUGGAAUCGAUUACUGAAAGUUCCAGUUGAUUGUUUUAAAUCGAUUAAAAAUUUGACAGCGUGAUUUUUCAUAUGUAAUUAACAAAUUUGAUUAAAAGUAAUUGGAUAUAUUAUAAAUAUACUUAUAUAUACAUAUUUAGGUUUACUAGGAUUUUCAUAUUUCGUUACACCCAAUUUUUUCCAAAUUAAUUUAAUUACUCAUGUAGUUUUUCAUAUAGCAAGCUUAAAUUUCUUAUACAUCACCUGUGCCACUUUUUUUUUCAGACUGGAACCACUUGUAUAAAAACAUGUUAUGAUGCAUCAAACAAAAACCCAUAUUGAAACUGUUUUUCCCUUUAUGUCAUUUUAUUUUACUGUGUUUUGACGAUUCUUUUUUUGAAAUUGAGGAUGAUUUUUAAUUGUAUAGUUUUUCAAAUAUCGAAAUGUCAGUAGAAUAAUAUUCAAGAGAAAUACGUAUUUUGCUCUUUACAAUAGACAUACUAAUCUUUAUCGGAGAUCAAUGACUACUUAGGUCGAUUUGUUUCAAGUUAUUUGCUUACAUGUUUUCUUAAAAUAUGACUCAAAAUUUGGUAUUUGAUGUUGCAGUGAAUCCAUUAACCUAAUUAUCUGAGGUAAUUUAAAACCAAAUUUAAUUAAUUUAUUAUAGUAUUAUCCUGUACAAAAAAUUCUGUUUAUUUUGUUAUUUUAAAUAUUGAGUAUUAUACAAGCAAUAUAAUUUUUAAUUAUCACUGAAAGUAGGUUGUGAUACAAUGUGCGAGAACAAAUUCAAUUUAUAUUUGGCCUAUUUCAGAUUUUUUUUUUAAUAAUUGUUAUCCAAAAUAUUUUUAUUUUUAUAGUGUUGAAAUUUAUCAAGUGAACUACCAAAUUAAUAUUUACAUUUAGGAAUACCUUUUUUCGAUUUGCAUGGAGGUUCAAGGUGAUAAUUUUGCUUAUAAAACCUGCCCUUGAUUUUGAUAUGCUUUUUCAUCCUUUAUGCACCAUCAUUUAGAUGUAAGACAAAAAAGUGAAAUUGUCCUGAAUGUUUUUCGUAUUCAUAAAAAUAUCUUCAGAAACCUCCAUGUUAUUAUUGAACCACCCUCUAUAAAAUAAUAAUUACCGUUGAAGGACAGUUUCUAAUAUGGCAAAAAGAUUAAUUCAGAGCAAAGCACUUACAUAUCACUUCAUUCGUGAAAUCUUUAGUCCUAAAUCGUGACUAAAUUCAAGUACCAAAGGACACUAAUAUUUCCAUAUAUGUAUCAAAAAAUCGACUGAGAAUCUCCAUAUCCAUAUGAAAAGCAUUUUUUAAUCAGACUGAACUUUAUGAAAUUUUUAAUUGAAUUUUACCAAAACAUUCAAAUAAAGUGAUAGGUUUAUUGAAUUGAAAAAUUCGAAUUUUCUACACAAAUCACCAUUCAAUUAAUGAUAUGAAAUUAGGAAUAAUUUGUUUAGGAAUAAAAAUCAUAUGGAUUUCAUAUUUUUGCAGAAAUUUUUCUAUAACGUCUGGUAAAAAGCCUCUCCUGAAUUUUGCCAUAUCAUUUUUCAAGUUAGUCUAGAUUUAUUUAAUGAUUUUUAAAAAGACUGAAUGUGGAUUUGAAAUAAUAAUCGAUGCAAUAUUUCUUCCAAUUAACUUGACUUCUUCAAUUUAUUUGUGAUAAGAAUUUCAUAAUUGUGUGUUGUUGAAAUAUGUAUCGGUAUAAUUACAACAAAAAUAGUCCUGUUUAAAUUAGAUGUUAUAAUGAUACAAUUGUACAUCUAUUUUAAAUUUCACGGCUCAAGCGAAUUUUUAGUGUUCCAUUCAAAAAUGUGUGUGAUCUUGAUGAUUAUUAUUUAAAGAACAUAAUCGCACAGUUCUUUUCUGCAAUGUGUGGAGUGUUUCAUUCAAGAACUUUAAAAAGGUUAAUGGUUUCACUUGAAAAGAUUUUGACACUAAAUGAAAUGAAUUAUAUACUAAAUAGAUAGGAGAUUUUAUGAAUUAAAGUAGCAGGCCUAUAGUUAUAUAUGUUGUAGAAUUUAGACCAUCAAAGAGCUGAAACAGUUAUGACUCAUGUCUUCAUCAACAAAUAAGCAAAAAACAAAUCUUAACACUGUGCCAAUUCUGACUACCAAAAUCACAUAACUUUUGGUGUUCUGUUUAUUAUUGAAAAUUGUAACUUUUUCAGCUUAUUAUAAAUGUGAAGUUGUCUCACUAUCUACUUGUGGUUCAUAUAAAACUUGCAUUGUAUUUUUUUAAAGUUUGUUUUAAUUUAUGAUUGUGACAAAUGUGUAUUUUGAAAUUAUAAAAAUAGAAAUUUCAAUUCAUUUAAUUCUAUUCAUUAAUGAAUUAUUUCAGAGAUUAUAUUUCAGUUAAAGCAUGUAGGAGGAUGAUUCACUCACAUAUAUAUAUUACUUUAUCAUGUUUUUGAGAAUCAAUUUCAUAUACAUUCCAAAAAAUAAUGAACUUCAAUGAAUCUAUCUAUAUUCUGCUCUGAAUAAUUAUAUUGAUAGUUCUAAUAUUCUAAGAGAUCUACAACUGAAAAAUUUCAUUGAUAGUACUUUCUGAUUAAUCCAGUGAAAUUUUUUUGAGGAUAUGAAAGAAAAGUCCAUAUGGAAAAUAUUUUCGUAUGAACAGUACAAAGAGAGAUUUUGGUAUUUUAUAAAAUACCGUGAAUAACUAUAUAGAAUUUUUAUUAGCUUAUGUCAUGUAUGAAAUAUUUCAAUGUGAUUGAAUUUUAGAAUAAAAAUAUAAUUGCUUCAA